AUGCACUUCACUCACCUUCUACUUUCAUUCUGCUCCGUAGCAUCAACCAUGGCCGCCAUCACCCCAAGACAGAUCCCCUCCAAGGCCAAGUGCCUCCUCGACGCUGGACUUGGCGAGGCAGUUCUGGUUCGUGGAGAUCCCCAAUAUGCUGAACGCGAGGCUUCAUAUUGGUCCAACAGCGCAAGGCUGAGUCCAGCUGCGAUCCUCCGACCUCGCAAUACCAAGGAGGUGGCCCUUGCCGUCAAGGCUCUUGCUGCCGCCAAACAGCCAUUUGCCGUCCGUUCCGGUGGUCACACCAACUGGGCUGGCUCCAACAACAUUGCCGGCGGCAUCACCAUCGAUCUCGGCUUCUUCAACACCACCACCUACAAUGCUGCUACCGAGACUGCCGAUAUCGGCCCUGGCUCCCGCUGGCGGGAUGUCUACUCGGAGCUGAUCAAGCACAAGCGUGCCGUUGCCGGUGGCCGUGAGGGUAAUGUUGGUGUCGCCGGUCUUUUGCUCGGCGGCGGUAACACCUUCUUCACUGCCCGCCGUGGCUUCGCCUGCGAUAACGUCGUCGCCUAUGAGGUCGUCCUUGCCGACGGCCGCAUUGUCACCGCCAGCAAGACCAGCUACCCCGACCUCUUUGUUGCCCUCAAGGGCGGCUCCAACAACUUUGGCAUCGUCACCAAGUUCACCAUGACCGCCAUCCCAUCCGACAAGGUGUGGGGCGGCAUGGCCUUCCUUCCCAAGGACAUUGCUCCCCAGGCCGUUGACGCCGUUGUUUCCUUCACCAACAACGUUGCCAAUGACCCCGAUAGCAACCUCGUCGCCAUGUUCACCCACAUGCCCGACUUCAAGGACAUUGUUGUUGCUACUCUCUACGCCAACAUGGCCGGUGUCGAAAAGCCUGCUGCUUACAAGGAGUGGCUUGCUCUUCCCGAGAUCAUGAACACGGUCAAGAACACCACCAUCGCUGAGAUGGCAUUCGAGUACAACAUCCCCGCCAACCUCCACGACAUCUGGUUCACCCUCUCCCUCAAGAACGAUGCUCGCAUCCUCAACAAGGCUGCCGAGCUCCACGUCAAGCUCGUUGAGGACCUCAAGGCUUUUAUCCCUGAGCAGACCUUCACCACCCAGUGUCUCUUCCAGCCCCUCCCCACUGUCUUUGGCAAGAACUCAGUUGCUGCCGGUGGCAACAUCAUGGGUGUUGAGCGCCAAAAGUCUAACGGCGUUCUGUUCCUUGCUACCGCCAUGGUCCAGACCCCUGAGCAGGAGAAGAAGGCUUACCCUCUUGUCAAGACGUGGGUUGAGGAGGUCAGGAAGUUUGCCGCUACCAUUGAUGGUGGUCUUCAGGAGUGGACCUAUCUCAACUAUGCAGAUAAGAGCCAGAACCCUCUCAAGAGCUACGGCCCUGAGAACAUCCGCAAGCUGAAGGCUACUGCUGCCAAGUAUGAUCCUCAGGGUGUUUUCCAGAAGUUGGUGCCCGGUGGGUUCAAGGUUUCUAACCUUUAA
Molecule: messenger RNA, 1494 nt
Organism: Podospora pseudocomata
Lineage: Eukaryota; Fungi; Ascomycota; Sordariomycetes; Sordariales; Podosporaceae
Exons: 1
Coding region: 1-1494 (497 amino acids)
Molecular function (GO): FAD binding
Source: RefSeq, a predicted model, not a curated record